Tripterygium wilfordii is the source of this 1388-nucleotide messenger RNA. RefSeq names its product RING-H2 finger protein ATL74-like. Gene Ontology annotation, biological process: protein ubiquitination. The record is from RefSeq and is a predicted model, not a curated record. The coding region runs from base 567 to 1151 and encodes 194 amino acids. Lineage: Eukaryota; Viridiplantae; Streptophyta; Magnoliopsida; Celastrales; Celastraceae. The transcript has 2 exons. Gene Ontology annotation, molecular function: transferase activity.
CCAUGUGACUCAUUGAGAUUAACAGCAGUUCUAAUCAGUAAUCAAGAUACUUAACAGCAGUUUAUAAAGUGCAUAAUAAUGGAUUGGGUAGGCAAAUCUUCCCACCCACAACAAUAUCUAACUUUUUAGCCAAGAAAGUCUUUUUUCAUAUUUUACUAAAAGAUCUCCCCUUCUGUCUUUGAUCCCUCCAGAGCCUACAGUCACUAGAGAUCUAUAUAAACCCAGUUUCCUCAACAGUGCUAGCACCCUCAAAUGUUUUGAUUAAUGAAAAAGAAGAUUUUCUUGACGUUUCUGGUUCAGCAAAACGGUCCCUGAUUCGGAUAACAAGUCUCCCCACGAAACCCAACUCAGAAAUUCUCCAUCUUUUUGGUUCAUUUGAGAACAAAAGAUGCCCCUUCCAUGUCCCUUUCUAGCUGGAAUCUUCAAGACAUUCGCCUUCUUUUCAUCAUGAAAAGCAAAACCCAGAAAACAGAGACCGAAAAAAGGAUAUAAUUUCUCCUCCUCUGUUAUAAUUAGCCGCUAGUGGUCACCGGAUAAGCUUAAUUUUUCAGUACGUCUGACUAGCAAUGGUGAAUAUGAAUCGGCGACUACUCGAGUCGGAUCAGCUAAGCAUGCCGCCGGCGGAUGCCAACGGAACACACGAUUCGUACAUAAACGAGACCAAUUUCGAUACAAACAUGGUCAUAAUACUGGCCGCCUUAUUGUGUGCCUUAAUUGGUGCACUGGGUCUCAAUUCAAUCGUCCGUUGCGCGCUUCGUUGUAGCCACAGAUUUUCCACAGAGACUCCUGAACAAGCCGCGGCGCGAUUGGCCUCGACUGGACUGAAGAAGCGAGACUUGAAACAGAUUCCGGUGGCGGUGUACGGCGGAGCGGGAGUUGGGAUUACGGCUACGGAGUGUGCGAUAUGUUUAGGGGAGUUUGUGGAUGGAGAGAAAGUGAGAGUACUGCCAAAAUGUAAUCACGGAUUCCAUGUGAGGUGCAUUGACACGUGGCUCGUUUCACACUCUUCGUGCCCAAAUUGUCGGCAUUCGUUGCUUGAGAAGCAGACAACGGCGGCACCUUCGACGGUGGCGGAGGAAGUUUCUUCGGCAACGACCAAUGGGCCCCGCCAGCAAGGUAAUGUUACCGUCGUUGUUGAAGGGACAGGUUGAGUCAUGGCCCUCCAUGUUCUGCUCAUCUACCCAUAUGGGUUUGUCAUGUCAAAGUUGUUUUCUUUUCUCUGUAUGAUUGGAACUCUUGUAGUAUUUGCAAUUUCAAAUGUCAGUAGGAGUGUAAAUUGUCAUUUAGGGGUAAUGUAAUUUUUCGUCAUUCAAAGAGUUACCCGUUACAAUCCAUUUUAGGGGUAAUGUAACUUUUCAUUAUCGAAUGAGUUAUCUGUUACAAUCCAA